UCUCUUGUCCCUCGCAUCUUUUUCCCUCUGAUAAAUAAAAUCUUACUAUCCAUUACGCCUUUUAAAUACAUUCAAUUGAAUCAUUAACAGUAAUUGUAUAGAGAGACAGAGAGGGAGAAAGCAGAAAAAGAGGGCCUUUUACGCCCUCUCUUCUUGUUAUGCCUCCUCUCAGAUCUUAGAUUCUCCCAGUUUUUCUUUUUCUUUGGUAAAUUUUCCAUAAUAAAAGCUUCACUUUCGAUUUUCUGUUGCAUAGCUUCUGGGUUUUGGAUCCUGUAAUCAUUCCUUGUCAAUUUUGAUAUUCUUCUUAUUGUUUCUUAGGAAUUCUGAUCUCUGAUUGAUCCAUUUUUGAUCGGUGGAAGGUCUUUUAUGCCUUUGGAUUAAAUCCAAGAGUGCCCAUUUCGUAAAUACCUGUAAAUAUCCAAGCUUUGUUUUAUUUCUUUUGAGGAGUUGUUAUCAGAAAUGGAAAUGGAGCUUGGAAAGUUAUUCAUUGGUGGGAUUUCAUGGGACACAAAUGAAGACCGUCUUAGACAGUAUUUUCAGUCUUUUGGUGAAGUUGUGGAGGCUGUGAUAAUGAAGGAUCGGGCUACUGGUCGUGCCCGUGGCUUCGGAUUUGUUGUUUUUGCAGACCCUUCUGUUGCUGAAAGAGUUGUGAUGCAAAAGCAUCUCAUAGACGGUAGAAAUGUUGAAGCAAAGAAGGCAGUUCCUAGGGAGGAUCAAAACAUUCUGAAUAGAAACAGCGGCAGCAGCAUACAUGGUUCACCUGGUCCAGCUUGUACAAAGAAGAUAUUUGUAGGAGGUUUAGCAUCUACAGUCACAGAGACGGACUUUAAGAAGUACUUUGAUCAGUUUGGGGUAAUUACGGAUGUUGUGGUUAUGUAUGACCACAAUACUCAAAGGCCAAGGGGUUUUGGUUUUAUUACUUAUGAUUCAGAGGAAGCAGUAGAUAAAGUGUUGCACAAAACCUUUCAUGAACUCAAUGGUAAAAUGGUUGAGGUCAAGCGGGCUGUUCCCAAAGAAUUAUCACCAGGUCCAACUCGGAGCCAGUUAAGUGGAUUUAGUUAUGGUCCAAGUAGAAUUGGUAGCUUCCUGAAUGGUUACACUCAGACUCAGGGAUACAUGACAAACUCAACUGGAGGACUUGGUGUUAGAAUGGAUGGUAGGUUUAGUCCUGUUACUGUUGGUCGUAGUAACUUUUCUCCGUUUGGUCCUGGUUUUGGGAUGGGGCUGAAUUUUGAGCAGGUGUUGAGUCCUAGUUAUGGUGGAAAUUUAAACCUAAGUUCUAACUUUGGCUAUGGAAGAUUGAGUCCUUCAUAUAGUGGAAAUUCAAGCAGGUAUGAUAGCCCUAUUGGAUACAAUGGAGUCAAUGGUGGAAAUAGUUCUGCCUUAAAUUUGACAGCUCGAACUUUGUGGGGUGAUGGAAGCAUUAAUCAUGCUUCAAACUCCACAAAUUCUAGUACUUUUAUGGGCUUUGGAACUGGGAAUUCAAGAGUGGGUUCUUUCGGGAAUAUUGGAGGAGUCUGGGCUUCCUCAGCUAAUUCUGGACAAGGUGAAGGUGGUGGCUCUGGCUAUAGCAGUGGCAAUCUUAGCUACAAUAGUGGAGAUUUCAGUGUUGGCCUUGGACGGGUAGGGUAUGGAAGAAACAGUAGGACACGUCCUGCACCAGUUUCAUCUCAUGCUGCAUCAUAUGAUUAUGGUGGACCUUAUGCAGACAUUUAUGAUAAUGGUCCACUGUAUGGGCAAUCUGCAUUGCAAUAUUCACCUUUAGAGGUAGAGGGUUCUGGCUCAUUUGGCUUUGGGCUUGGAAAUGCAGCUACUGAUGUUGUGACUAAAAACUCUUCUGGUUAUGUUGGUGGCUAUAGUGUUGCCAAUAGAUAAGAAAAUAGAGGAAUUGCUGCUUAGGAUGAUCAAGAUGUGAAUGUCAAGAGCUUGUUGUAGGUGAAGUAUAUCUGAUUAAGUGAAUUUUGUACACUUUCCUUGCCCUGAUGUUUCAGCUUAUAUGAGAACUUGAUUAGAGCUAAUCGGUUUGCCUGUUUUAAUGAAUUUAUGGUAGAGUGCAAUCACAAGGAAUUCUGUGUAAAGGUUUGAGCUUUGAGGUUUUUAUGGUAUAGGUUUUUCUUCCUUGGAAUUUGAUUAUGAUGUAAAAUCAGUUCGCCGGUAUACGCGGAAUUACUGUAUCAUGCAUCUCUGGUGACACAGUGAUACAAAAGAGAAUGAACAUUUUCUUUUUUUUAUAAAUCCCCCUCCCCGCCACGCUAUUUCGGGUUCUUUUUUUUUUUUCUUUCUCAUUUCUGUGAUAUCCAGCAAAUUGCUGGUUCUUGUCAAGUAUGUUGUUUUUGUUAUAAUAUCCCUUUAUUAGUUUUUUCUUUUCAACAGAUUGUAAAAGAUUCUUGUUUGAUUUGCUAGUUUGAAACUCGAGGGUGGUCAUCCAGCCUCCAAAUGAAUAACCAAAUAACAAGUUGCUCUAUGGUGAUUCAUUCA
Molecule: messenger RNA, 2478 nt
Organism: Hevea brasiliensis (rubber tree)
Lineage: Eukaryota; Viridiplantae; Streptophyta; Magnoliopsida; Malpighiales; Euphorbiaceae
Product: heterogeneous nuclear ribonucleoprotein 1
Exons: 4
Coding region: 460-1875 (471 amino acids)
Molecular function (GO): RNA binding
Source: RefSeq, a predicted model, not a curated record